This is a messenger RNA of Styela clava, 430 nucleotides long. Lineage: Eukaryota; Metazoa; Chordata; Ascidiacea; Stolidobranchia; Styelidae. The record is from RefSeq and is a predicted model, not a curated record.
UGAUGCUGGAAACUAAAAGCAUCCAUGUUGUUUCACCAAUCGAUGAAAGGGCGAAAAUUGCCAGUUGGGUGAUUCAGAAUUCCGACUGCGUGGAGACGUACUGCAGUUUUUGUGGGGAGACGGGAGAAGGAGAAUGGAUUGGCUGUGAUGUGUGUCCACGCUGGUUUCAUGCUGGAUGCUACAACGGAGAUAUUGCGGAGAUAUUGGACGUACUUUGGAAAUGUCCAGCAUACGAGGCCGGUUGGCAUUAAAACGCAUUUGAUGUAAAAAUAAGUUUCAAAGGGUUGCCACUUGACACUAACAAGUAGAUCAAAUGGCCAUUUCCCGUUAACCUGUCCAUUGAGUACAGAGCCAUGAAUAUACAGUAGAAGCGCUACCCACGAAAUUAAUUCGUUCCGAAGACCCUAGGUAUUACAUAAGGCGUUUUACC